Molecule: messenger RNA, 1245 nt
Organism: Coprinopsis cinerea okayama7#130
Lineage: Eukaryota; Fungi; Basidiomycota; Agaricomycetes; Agaricales; Psathyrellaceae
Product: dolichyl-P-Man:Man(5)GlcNAc(2)-PP-dolichyl mannosyltransferase
Exons: 6
Coding region: 1-1245 (414 amino acids)
Cellular component (GO): endoplasmic reticulum
Molecular function (GO): dol-P-Man:Man(5)GlcNAc(2)-PP-Dol alpha-1,3-mannosyltransferase activity
Source: RefSeq, a predicted model, not a curated record
AUGUCGUCGACAUCAUGGCUACCUAAGCCAAUAGCCAGUCUUCUGCGCUUUGCUUACAGCUUGUUGACUGACCCGGGUCAUUUCUGGAACCUUGCGACCCUUGUUAUCCUUGGAGAUGCGUUCCUUACAAGGCUCAUCGUAGCCUAUGUCCCCUACACUGAGAUCGAUUGGGAGACCUAUAUGGUCCAAACAAAUGUUUUCUUAAAAGGACAGCACAACUAUUCAAUGAUCACUGGCCCAACCGGUCCAUUGGUUUACCCGGCUGGCCAUGUUCGCAUUCACCAAUUCCUAUACGAGAUCACAGACGGAGGCAAAAACAUGGACCUUGCCCAGCAGAUAUAUGGACUGCUAUACAUUGCAUCGCUCUCACUGGCGUGCCUAAUCUACGGCUCAACGCGUGCGGUUCCCAACUGGCUUCUGCUAUUCCUCCCCCUCAGCAAACGCCUUCACUCCAUCUUUGUUCUCCGGCUUUUCAAUGAUUGCUGGGCGGUUGUUCUAUCUCAAAUGGCGAUCUAUGCCCUGCAACAAGGGUACGAUGAUACGGGCGUUAUGCUGUUUAGCGCCGCCUUGUCAGUCAAAAUGUCCGUUCUCCUCUACUUCCCGGGCCUCUUCGUCAUCCUCUUCAAACGCAAAGGCCUCCUCCGGACUCUCGCCUACAUCAUGUCCAUCGUGGCAAUCCAGCACAUCGUUGCCGCACCCUUCUUAAAAGUGGACGCUUGGGCGUACCUCCAGAACGCAUUCGACCUCGGUCGCGUCUUCCUUUACAAAUGGACAGUCAACUGGAGAAUAUUUGACGAAGAAACCUUCCUCAGCUCCGAGUUCGCCGCUUCCCUGCUGUUCGGGCAUGUAUUUGUCCUGUGUGCCUUUGGCCUUUACCGUUGGUGUGAAAUCGACGGUGGUGUGUGGACGGUUAUUACACGUGGAUUCAAGAGACCGCUGCUCCCUGCCGGUAUUGCAAGGGUAACACCUGACUAUAUUACAACCGUGCUAUACACCUCCAACCUCAUUGGAAUCAUCUUCGCAAGAUCCCUACAUUAUCAAUUCUACUCGUGGUAUGCCCACUCGAUCCCCUUCCUCGCUUGGAAGACAAAAUAUCCUAUAGCACUCCGGAUCGCUUUCAUCGGAGCGAUAGAAUACGCAUGGAAUAUCUACCCCUCUACGAGGCUGUCCUCUGGUAUUCUCCUCGCUGCAAACACGUGGAUACUGUUGGGAUUAUGGCAUGGUCAUGCUACUUGUACAGCUUGA